AUAGUUUCAGCAGUAAAAUGGUACAGGAUCAAUCUUACUAUAAAAACGGAUUCAACAAGGCAAUCUCAGAUACACAUGCGUCAAGAACGGUUUCAAACAGCGCUGGUUUUGUGAUUCCUAUUCUUGAGCCCAACCACAAGCUUUUGGAUGUUGGUUGUGGUCCAGGAUCAAUCACCUUGGACUUUGCCAACUAUGUGGAAGGAGGUGAGAUCAUUGGCGUUGAGCCUACGGAGGAAUUGAUCGAUUUAGCCAACGAAAACAAGGCCAAGUUGGCUGCACAGGGAAAAAAGGUUGACAAUGUCAAGUUCCAGAUUGGCUCAAUCUAUCAAUUGCCCUUUGAAGACAACUCUUUUGAUGUAGUGUAUGCUCACCAGGUGGUUAUUCACUUGGAGGAUCCCAUUGCUGGUCUCAAAGAGCUUAAAAGAGUAACCAAACCUAACGGCUUUGUUUGUGUUCGUGAUGCUGACUUGGAGUCAACUACAAUCUUCCCUCAGAAGUACGAAGAUACUUUGCGAUUCUGGUUCACCAGCAAGGCAGCUAAAUCUACGGACACCAGAGCUGGUAGAUCGUUGAAGUCCAAGGCUAUCAAGGCUGGUUAUAUUAGUGAAAACAUCAAGGCGUCAGCUUGGAUCUGGUGUGUUUCGGAUGCAGCUGCAAGAGCUUUCUCAGCGAAAGGAAGCAUCAACAGAAUCCAGAAUUCUGGCGAGAAUCUCAAAGUCGGCGAUGAAGAAACAAACAAAAAGAAGAAACAAGAGAUCAUUCAAGCUUGGACUGAAUUUGCUGAUGAUGAAGAAGGCUACUUCACCAUGCAAGGUGGUGAAAUAGUUUACCAGAAGGAAGCCUAAGAUAAACGAUUGCACACUACAACUAAACGACAAUUACAUUUAUGUUACGAGUACAAUGCUUAAUGAGUACAAUGAUAAACGAUUCCUAAAUUAGAUAUAUAAUCUUUUGCUAUAAUUUUAUUUUAUUUUUGUUG
Messenger RNA from Scheffersomyces stipitis CBS 6054, 979 nucleotides. RefSeq names its product Crg1p (gene CRG1). NCBI's taxonomy places the organism in Eukaryota, Fungi, Ascomycota, Pichiomycetes, Serinales, Debaryomycetaceae. The record is from RefSeq and is a predicted model, not a curated record. Gene Ontology annotation, molecular function: methyltransferase activity. The coding region runs from base 18 to 845 and encodes 275 amino acids. The transcript has a single exon.